GGCGGAGGCGCUGGGGCGCAGGGCUCCGGGUGCAGGGCGCGGAGUGCUGGGGUGCAGGGGCGCCGCAGGGAGCGCGCGGGGGGCAGACCGCCGAGUCCAGCCGGAGGAGCGCGCGGCGCUCAGCAUGGGCUGCGGGACUUCCCAGCCUGAUGGGGAGCAGAGAUGUGUCCGCGCGCCCAGGAAGGGCUGGGAAGAGGGAUUCAAGGCUGAAGUCGGUGUGACUCAUUCUGGGGAGGACUGCAGGCUGCAGAUUGAAGCUGCCCUCAUCAAGAACGGUGUGGGGAGCCCUGAAGGCCUGGAAAAACAAGUCCAGUUGGAAAGCUUACCUGGCAUCAUUCCAGAAAGUUCCCCAUCUCCUAACAGAAGAAAUGGAAGAAUAAAUUCAGACCUAGUGAGCGGUGGGAUAAUCUAUAAACUGCAACCCCUAGAGAAUCGAGAACGACAAAAGUCAUCAGACAUCCUGGAGGAAUUAAUUGUUCAAGGAAUAAUACAAAGCCACAGUAAAGUAUCUAGAAAUGGAGAAUCAUAUGAUAUCAUGGUGAACACGACUGAGAAGCCUCUAAGAAAGCCACCAACCAGGCUGAAAAAACUUAAGAUCAAAAAAGAAGUAAAAGAUUUCACAGUGAAGGACCUAGAGGAGAAGAUGCAGGCGGUGGAGGAACGCAGGAAGAUUAAAGAAGAAGAAAUAAGAAAAAGGCUAAGGAGUGACCGACUUUUACCCGCUGCCAAUCAUUCAGAGUCAGCUGAACUGAGUGGGGCUGAGGUUUCCUUUGCCAAAGGACUUAAUCCUGUGAGUUCUGCUGUGUGUGAACUGUCUGACCUGCAGGGAGGAAAGCCAUUGAAAAGGAAGAAGAGUAAAAGCGAUGUGACCUCCAAUGAUAGAAACUACAGUUAUGAAGGUAUUGGGGUCGUGGAGUCAGACAUGUCUUACAACCAAGCAGAUGACAUAUUCUAGUAAUUUAUUUUAUGUGAAUUUCGUGAAAAGGCAGCCAUUCCCCCAGUCAUGACAUUCUUAGUAUGUCUCAUGUUUUUCUUUGACUGCCUGACCUCAUGGGCUGGAGGUUUGUGAGUAAAUUAAAUGAUUAAUAGCUAUGCUAGCUUUUAAAAAAAGGAAGAUUUAACUACCUUUGAUAUUAUCAAGCUGGCAUCCUCUUUCAUUGUGGCUUCAAACAUUGUAAAGAUGUCUUUAAUUUAUGAGUACCUCCCAGCUUACAUUAAUGUGUUUGUGCCAAAUGAAACCCUUCCUUUUUGCUCCUGCCGCUUGGCUAUGUCCACCCUCUUAGUAUCUUCUAAGGCAAAUUGCAUGGAUCUGUAUUAUUUUAAUGAUCUGUAUGCUUCAUAUGCUGUAUAUUUAGAUUUUUUUAAAAUUUUCUUUCUUUUGUGAAGAAGUAAAGCAAUAUCUUGAAGUUGGUUGAAUUACAGUUUCAUUCGGAUAGCUUAAGGAAGCAAUAUCUAAUUCUCAGAACUAAGUAUGGUUUCCUUCAUAUAAAAGAAGAAAAACUUCAAUUGAGUCUAGGGGUGGGAGGAGACCCAGAGAGGAGGAUCGCGGAAAGGAGGCCCUGAUGGGAGUGCCGUGCUUCCCUGAGGGCACCCCACACUAAAGAGUUUGGCGGCCCUCAUCCUAUUGGAAUUAUGCUUUGGUUCUUCCCUCUCCCUUACCACCCAUACCAAUCAGUCAUCAGUUCUAUGAAUCUAUACUCUGAAGAUCUCCUGCAUCCAUUUCAUACUUUUCCCGUCAUUACAUAGUCUAGAUCACCCUACCAUCAUUCAACUGGGUUACUCCAGCAGUUUCCUUAAUAUUUAUACAACAGUCCUCUGCUUAAAAUCGUUUGUCAGCCCCUUGUAUUGUCAAGAUAAAGUCCAGACUCCUUUUUGUGACUGGUAAGGAUCUCAGCUUUCACAAGUUACGCAUACUGAACUUCCAGUUCCUUAAACUCAGCUCACUCUCCCUAGCCUCUGGGUCUUUGCACAUGCUGUUCCUUCUGUCCCCUCUCCCCUACUUGCCAUUUUAGUUGACUAAUGCCUUCUUGUUGUUUAUGUCUCCACUCAGAGCACUUCCUCCAAACAUCCAGGUUUGUGCCCCUCUUUCAUAGUUGCCCGUGGGCACCCUGGGCUACUCAUCUUUGCACUUAACCACCCUGUGAAAUUUCCUGAUAUGUUGUUAUCUUUACCAAGAGAUAUUUCAGUUCUAACAGAGCAGGAAAUGAGUCUGUCUUGUUUAUGAUGUGUUUUUUGUACCUUGGAAAGUGCAUGGCACAUAAGUGCUAUGUAAAGCAUUUCUUUAAUGGAUGAAUCAAUGUACCCAUAUAUCUUCUGGAAGCGGGAGGACAGCCCCAAGAGAUGGCUUGUUUGCCUGGCAACCAGUGGCUUGGGGGAGUGCCUAUUUGAUUUGAGGACCCUUCUGCACCUCCUGUUUGUACAUUCCCUUUGGGUUGUUGCAAACGGAUGACUCGGGUUCUUAUAGCCUGUAGGACCAACUCCUGCAGCCAGUAAGGUAGGAUGGUGGUGGUGGAGGAGGAGGGACUUCUUUCAGAACUCAUUCCAGAACUAAAGCCUUUUAAGAACCAGAGUUGACUUCUAACAGUGUGACCUGGAAAGUCCUGUAGGCUCUCUGUGUCUCCAUUACCUGGUAUGUUAAUUUGGGAUACCCACCUUCAUGGAGUUGUACCAAACCAAAUAGUGUGUUUAAAAGUACUGUGAAAACUAGACCAUGCCAUAAUGUGUAUAGAAUAUGAUUUAUAUAAAAUCUCACGUGCGCGACAUGAUGUUUUUCAUCAGUCCCGAGGUUUCACUGUGGAGAUUAUUUCACGGUGGUAUGUGCUAAUCUCAUAAAAUAUUAGAGCAGGUCAAAUGAUUGUACUAGGACAUUUAGGAAAAGAUUUGGGUAUCAUUCAGAUUUCUGCAAAUAAUAACAUUCAAAUGACCAAAAAAUACAUUAAAUGCAAAUUUAUAAUUAUUGUAAAUUAAAUUCCUGAACUAGAUAAAUACCCAAUUAAUACUUUCUCUUGACAUCUUGCCUAUUUAUUACUUAUAGUGUCUUGAUUGACAUGUUUGUUGAGUUAAAAUAUAGAUGUGAACAGUAUCAUUGACACCCUGGCUUGAAAACCUCUGUACGUGUAGAAUUAAACAUGCUAAGGAGUAACACACUCAUAACGACAGCUGUGUGUUUUCUUAGUGAGACCCUCCACUUCAACAGGAUGGCAAGAGAGACAGACAUGUAGAACACCUGGAUACUGGGAACUGCUGUAAAGCUCUAAGUAUAUUACUACUCACAAAUCCAUCUGAGGGUUGGGGACGAAGAGACAGAGGCUCAGAGAUGCUAAGCACUUCCCACGGUCACAGAGCACUAGCAUUAAUGGGAGGAAGCCUGUGUCUGAACCAGCUCUGCCUCCAACGAGCUACCAACCCCAACCCCGCAACAUUAAAAGAAUCCCAAAAAACUUCAAAUGUAAAUGUGACUUUUUUCAUGAUCAUCUUUCUUUCUUCCUUUCUUUUCUUUUCUUUUUUUGAG
Rhinolophus ferrumequinum (greater horseshoe bat) is the source of this 3511-nucleotide messenger RNA. It is a transcript of the gene STMND1, whose product is annotated as stathmin domain containing 1. NCBI's taxonomy places the organism in Eukaryota, Metazoa, Chordata, Mammalia, Chiroptera, Rhinolophidae. Bases 125 to 955 code for a protein of 276 amino acids. Gene Ontology annotation, cellular component: neuron projection; cytoplasm. The transcript is spliced from 5 exons. The record is from RefSeq and is a predicted model, not a curated record. Gene Ontology annotation, molecular function: tubulin binding. Gene Ontology annotation, biological process: microtubule depolymerization; regulation of microtubule polymerization or depolymerization; neuron projection development.